CAUCAAACAAAAUCAUCAAAGCCAAUCAAAUAGAGAUAGAUAUCAAGAAAGCAAAAUAAUGAAGUUGGCCGUGGUCUCAGUCGUCGUCCUACUCGUUGUUCUCGUGGCCUGGCCUGUAUCCGCUAGCCGGAAAGACUUACCAGGAUCGGGAGGAUACGGAGGCGAUGACGAUGAUGAUACAAAGUCAUGGUUUCCUUUGGACAAUCUAUUAUCGUUGAAUUACUAUGAUAGGAUUUGUCCUGAUUUUGAGAAAAUCGUUGAUAGGAAAGUGAGGGAAUGGACUAAGAGUGACUCUUCCCUUGGUCCCGCCCUCCUCCGCCUUAUCUUCCACGAUUGUGGUGUCACGGGAUGUGAUGCGUCUGUUCUUCUAGACUACGAAGGGACAGAGAGAAGAUCUCCGGCGAGCAAAAGCCUAAGAGGCUUCGAGCUAAUCGACGAUAUCAAGUCUGAGAUGGAGAAAUCUUGCCCCGGAUUAGUCUCAUGCGCUGACAUCCUAACAUCAGCUAGUCGUGCCGCCACCGUCCAACUCGGUGGUCCUUACUGGCCCAACGUCUACGGUCGUCGUGACUCUAAAAACUCUUACGCUAGAGACGUCGAGAAAGUCCCUUCAGGCCGCCGUGAUGUUACCGCCCUUCUCGAAACGUUUCAAUCGUACGGUCUCAACAUCCUCGACCUAGUUGUCCUCUCCGGUGCCCACACCAUCGGAAAAGCCUACUGUGGUACCAUCCAGUCGAGGCUUUACAACUACAACGCAACCAAUGGUUCAGAUCCUUCGAUUGACCCAAAAUACGCAGAUUACUUGCGACGCAGGUGUCGCUGGGCCUCUGAGACCGUUGAGCUCGACGCCGUAACUCCAGCAGUGUUCGAUAAUCAGUACUACAUUAAUCUUCAGAAGCAUAUGGGAGUUUUGUCGACUGAUCAGGAGCUUGUUAAGGACCCAAGGACCGCUCCACUUGUAAAGGCUUUCGCGGAACAACCACCUCAGAUGUUCAGACAACAGUUUGCUGUGUCAAUGGCUAAGCUGGUCAAUGUUGGUGUCCUCACUGGUGAAGAUCGUAUCGGAGAGAUCAGGAAGGUUUGCAGCAAAUCUAACUCCAGACGUUACUAAUAACAAUUAUAUCUCUCAUAUGAGUUUUCUAAAAGAACCUUCUGUUUCUUGGUGUAAUUUCUUGUUUGGUUUUAAUUUUUGAGCCCUUUUCAAUCGCAAUUUGUAUUAUGAACAAAAAUGUGAAUCUUGU
Arabidopsis arenosa is the source of this 1238-nucleotide messenger RNA. The record is from the annotation of a GenBank genome assembly. Lineage: Eukaryota; Viridiplantae; Streptophyta; Magnoliopsida; Brassicales; Brassicaceae.